Messenger RNA from Sabethes cyaneus, 1599 nucleotides. It is a transcript of the gene Dbp45A, whose product is annotated as probable ATP-dependent RNA helicase Dbp45A. The record is from RefSeq and is a predicted model, not a curated record. The transcript is spliced from 3 exons. The annotation marks the transcript as partial. Gene Ontology annotation, molecular function: ATP binding; RNA helicase activity; nucleic acid binding. Lineage: Eukaryota; Metazoa; Arthropoda; Insecta; Diptera; Culicidae.
GUGUGCUCUCAUAUGUGGAAGGAGAAACUGAUUUCUGAUUGUAAUUUUGAUAUUUGAAACAAUGAACAAAUGGCUCAGCCAACUAGUGUAAAGUUUGCUCAACUUGGAUUAAAACCAUGGAUUACAAAACAGGUCGAAAAACUUGGUCUCAAGCGACCGACACCAAUCCAGGAAGCUUGUAUCCCCAGUAUUCUAGAUGGUCGCGAUUGCAUCGGUGCGGCCAAGACCGGGUCCGGUAAAACGUUCGCCUUUGCCUUGCCGAUACUGCAAAAGCUAAGCGAAGAACCAACGACCAAUUUUGCGCUAGUUUUGACUCCGACGCAUGAGCUAGCACAUCAGAUCGCGGAGCAGUUUUUGGUUGCCGGUCAACCGAUGGGUGUCAAAGUGUGUGUGGUGACGGGCGGUACGGAUCAGUUGCUGGAAGCGCAGCGGCUACAAAACAGACCACACAUUGUGGUAGCCAUGCCCGGCCGAUUGGCAGCGCAUUUGUCCGGCUGCAAUACCUACUCGUUCCGAGCAAUGCAGUUUCUGGUGGUGGACGAAGCCGAUCGUGUGCUAAGUGGGAAUUUCGACGAGGAUUUGGAAGUUAUCAAUAGGUUUCUCCCAAAAAAGCGACAGAAUUUGUUUUUUUCCGCUACGCUGAAAGACCUGUCACGAGAGAAUAGCGUUUUCCCGAUUGAAGAAGAUGUGUUCGAAUGGUCGGAGGAAAGUAGUGUUGCAACUGUUGAAACUCUGGAUCAACGGUACAUUCUUUGUGCUGACUAUGAUCGAGACAUGGUUUUGAUCGAAACCCUACGCAAGUUCAAAGACGAACAAGAAGAUGCCAGCGUGAUUAUUUUCACUAACUCUAAGAAAGAUUGUCAGGUUUUAUCAAUGACGCUAAACACAAUCGGUUUUGCAAAUGUUUGCUUGCACGGGUUUCUAAGGCAAAAGGAAAGAGUUGCAGCUUUAAACAGGUUCAAAUCGAAACACGUUCGGAUCCUCAUUGCAACGGAUGUAGCGAGCCGCGGUUUGGAUAUCCCAAGUGUGCAACUUGUUUUGAAUCAUCGACUACCGAAAGUUCCCAACGAAUACAUCCAUCGUGUUGGUCGUACAGCUCGUGCCGGUCGAAAGGGACUUGCCAUCUCUAUUUUCCGUUUUCCAAGGGAUUUAGAGUUUUUAGGGGAAAUCGAAUCGCUAAUCAAUACUAAGCUGGUCGAACAUCCGAUUGAUCAACGGCUGGUUGAGCGCAUAUUCAUGCAAGUUAGUGUGGCCAGACGGGAGGCGGAAAUGAAUCUGGAUAAUAAAGAUUUCGAUGAACGACAACACAACUAUCGGCGUAAAAAGUGGAUCGAACAAGGUUUGGACCCGGACGAAAUGGAAGCAAAGUGGAAACAAGAGAAACAGGCAAGGGCAGCUGAGCGUCGAGAACGACUCAAGAAGGAAAACGAAGAACGAAGGCGAAUAGCAACGGAACAACAGUUGCCGGCAACUGGAGAUGAACGCUUUAAAUCAGCUAUUGAAAACAAAAAGUUCAAGAAGCGAAAAUUUGUAAAAACAGAAGAGCUAGAUAAAUUUGUUGAAGCAAAGAAAAAUCGGAAAGAAAAAGUAAAAACUAAG